AUGGAAAUCGAAGAAAUCGGGGGACUCGUUCCAUCUUCUUCCGCUUCGGUUCAUAGGUGGAAGUACGACGUGUUCGUGAGCUUCAGGGGCGGGGACAUAAGGAAGACCUUCGCGGCCCACCUCUUCCACGCGCUGAAGCAGGCGGGGAUCUACUACUUCGGGGACAAUGAAAAGAAGGAGACAGGGAUUCUCAUUGAGGGCAAGCUGCUCGUUGCGAUUCGCCAUUCGAGGGUUUCUCUCGUCGUGUUCACUACCAGCUACGCCGACUCGCGGUGGUGCUUGAACGAGCUGGUGGAGAUCCUGGAGUGCAACAGGAGGUUCAGAGAUCAUCAGGGUCAUGUGGUUCUGCCCAUUUUCUACUAUGUCGAGCCACGCGACGUUCGGAAACAGAGCGGGCGAUUCGGGGAUGGUUUUGAAAGGUGUUUGGCCACCCACACGGACGAUUUGCUGGUGCAGAAGUGGAGGGAUUCGCUUAAAGAAGCUGGGAAUUUGUCAGGAUGGCAUUUGAAUAAUGAUGCCAAUGUUAAUGUGUUUCUUGCUUAUAUGCUGAUGGGAUCAAGCGUAUUUCAUCGAGCAAAUUGUAGGACAUCUCGUAAAGAUUAUUCCCAGAACAAGCUCCCCGAUACUUUUGGGGUAGGACUGUGGAAGUACGACGUGUUCGUGAGCUUCAGGGGCGGGGACAUAAGGAAGAAUUUCGCAGCCCACCUCUUCCACGCGCUGAAGCAGGCGGGGAUCUACUACUUCGGGGACAAUGAAAAGAAGGAGACAGGGAUUCUCAUUGAGGGCAAGCUGCUCGUUGCGAUUCACCAUUCGAGGGUUUCUCUCGUCGUGUUCACUGCCAACUACGCCGACUCGCGGUGGUGCUUGAACGAGCUGGUGGAGAUCCUGGAGUGCAACAGGAGGUUCAGAGAUCAUCAGGGUCAUGUGGUUCUGCCCAUUUUCUACGAUGUUGAGCCACGCAACGUUCGGAAACAGAGCGGGCAAUUCGGGGAUGGUUUUGAAAGGUGUUUGGCCAUCCACACAGACGAUUUGCUGGUGCAGAAGUGGAGGGAUUCGCUUAAAGAAGCUGGGAAUUUGUCAGGAUGGCAUUUGAAUAAUGAUGCUAAUGGGUAA
Eucalyptus grandis is the source of this 1113-nucleotide messenger RNA. RefSeq lists its product as uncharacterized. The record is from RefSeq and is a predicted model, not a curated record. Gene Ontology annotation, biological process: signal transduction. The transcript is spliced from 3 exons. Lineage: Eukaryota; Viridiplantae; Streptophyta; Magnoliopsida; Myrtales; Myrtaceae. The coding region runs from base 1 to 1113 and encodes 370 amino acids.